Molecule: messenger RNA, 2592 nt
Organism: Chanos chanos (milkfish)
Lineage: Eukaryota; Metazoa; Chordata; Actinopteri; Gonorynchiformes; Chanidae
Gene: smpd4
Product: sphingomyelin phosphodiesterase 4
Exons: 20
Coding region: 130-2592 (820 amino acids)
Biological process (GO): glycerophospholipid catabolic process; sphingomyelin catabolic process; ceramide biosynthetic process
Molecular function (GO): sphingomyelin phosphodiesterase D activity
Source: RefSeq, a predicted model, not a curated record
UGCAAACGCGGUAUAUUGGAACUUGGUGAAGAGGACGAAACCUCAACUUCAGCGCAUAAGUGGGAAAAGGUGGAUUGACUGUUAGCAGUGGUGUCGAGUUGGCUGAGCAUUGUUAACGGUCCAGUGUCCAUGGCCGCCCCUGUUCUACAGCAACCGAAUUAUCUUUUGGCUAACUUGAAAGCUGAUUGGACGGCAAAACCUUUAUUCCAGCGAUGCCAAGAAUUAGCAAAGGUUAUAGACGACUACCCUGCUAAGGAGCUGCAUCCGAUCUUCCCAUGGCUGGUGGAGAGUAUCUUCGGGAGUCUGGAUGGGGUCAUAGUGGGCUGGAACCUGAGGUUUCUGCAGACCCGAAUGAAUGAAUAUGCUAUUGUCAUGAGCUUUCUGGACCCCAGCGGACCAAUGAUGAAACUGGUGUACAAACUGCAAGCAGAGGAGUACAAGUAUGAGAUCCCCAUUAGUUAUCUGCCUGGUCCUGUGAAAGCAUCAAUUCAUGAAGGAGUUCUCCCAGAUUGCCCACUUUUUCAUAACAAGCUUCAGUUUCCAAUGUCGGGCAUGUUGUCCCUGAAUCCAUUUGAGUAUUAUAUGUUCAAUUUUGCCUACUGUCUCAUCACACCAAAGAACUGUCCUCCAGGGCUGCAUGUGAGUUCCUCAGACACUGCUUACUUUGUGCUGGUGGACACCUACCUCAAAUACUUUCUGCCUACUGAGGGCAGUGUGCCCCCCUCCCCUUUCUCUGACACAAGGGGUACUGUGUCUCCUCCUGCUCCAAGGUCUCCCGGUGUGCCUUAUUUAGGCUAUGGUGUCCAUAGCUCCAGUCUGUUGAAACGCCACAUCUCCCAUCAGCCCUCAGUCAAUGCCGACCCUUCUGCUCAAGAGAUAUGGAGGUCAGAGACACUACUACAGAUGUUUGCGGAGAUGUGGCUGCAUCACUACUCUCUGGAGAUGUACCAGAAGCUCCAGUCUCCCCAAGUGAAGCUGGCGUUGCUGCAGUACCGCCUCAAUAUGUCCAGCAUGCUGUGCCAACCCCCCGCCCCACCAGGCUCUGGGACCCUCCAAACAUACCAAGAACCUUUUAGCCCUUCUGAGGAGCACGUCCUGGUGGUGCGUCUCCUGGUCAAACACCUCCACGCCUUCUCCAACAGCCUGAAACCAGAGCAGAUCUCCUCCUCUCCUUCUGCACACUCGCAGGCCAGCCCCCUUGAGGAGUUCAAGAGGGUGGUGGUCCAGAGGUUUGUCCAGCAGAAGCUCUAUGUGUUUCUUCAGCAUUGCUUCGGUCACUGGCCUCUGGAUGCCUCGUUCAGGGCUGUGUUGGAGACAUGGCUGAGUUACAUCCAGCCAUGGAGAUACACUGGAGACAAGAGUAAUCCACCAGCAGAUGGCCAGACCAGAAAUGUUCCAGAGAAAUGGGCUUCUUUUGUGCAGGAGAACCUGCUCAUGUACACCAAGCUGUUCCAGGGCUUUUUGAACCGGGCCGUACGCACAGACCUUGUCAAUGCCAAAAAUGCACUGAUGGUGUUCAGGGUGGCCAAGGUGUUUGCACAGCCAAACCUGGCAGAGAUGAUCCAGAAAGGAGAACAGCUGUUCCUGGAGCCGGAGCAUGUUCUUCAUCACCGCCAACCCAGGGGCUUUCUCACACCAGCACACGGUGGCAGCUUCCUGUCCUCACGUCAGCCCAUGGUUACUGAUGCCGUGUUUAAGGUCAAGAGUCACGUCUACGGUCUGGAAGGUCAGGACUGCCAGUACAAGCAGAUGUUUGGGAGCGAGCUUCGUGGCGCGGUGUUAAAACUGGUCCAGAUCAUCGGCCAAGCAAGACAGACAGCAAAACGAAUAUCAGACCAAUCUGCUGAGGUGGCUGCCAACAGUUCCUUCCUGUCCUGGUUUGGCAUGGGCUCCUCGGAUCUUAACAACACCUACACAGGAGGAGAAAUGGAUGACAUGGGAGAAUGUUCUAAAAAGACUCACGAAUUCCUGGACAAGGCUCUGGACUACUUCUGUCAGAUCUUUCGGUUGAAUGCCGGGCAGCUCUCUCAAAUGAUGGAAAACUUUGCACUGAUACAAGACGACAUGGGCUCUAGGCAAAUGCCAGACUGCAUACAGGGGGAGAACGGACCUGUCCUCACAGAUCUGGGCAGGAUGCAGAUCAUCAAUGGCCUUCGCAGAUUUGAGAUUGAGUAUCAAGGAGACCCAGAGCUGCAGCCCAUAAGGAGCUAUGAAAACGGCUUUUUGGUUCGCCUGUUGUUCCAGCUUUCCUCAUUUAUUAACGAGCGGUUAGGAGAUCGCAUGGUAGCACUUUGCGCCCGACAAGACGUCCUGGGUCGCGUUGGGAGACAUUUCUUGACCGGCCCCUCGGUCGCGAAUGAUCGACGGCGGAAAAGCCCAGUGACGCAUAGAACGGCACAACCCCUCCAGCGACCCCGUCUGAGUCUACGCGUGCUGGCUAGCUACCGCACUCUACUCACGAUUCUGCUGCUUUACCUGGUUUUAGCUCUGAUGUCCUUCGGCCUGUUGUCCAGCACUGGACUCAUCCUUAUUGCUAGCCUUCUCUAUGAACUCCUUCUGAAUAUGCUUGCCGAUAAACUGAAGUCGCAGUAG